AUGGCCUAUGGGCUGCAGAUAAAAGAUGAAGAAAGUGGCUAUAAUAAAAAUCUGUUUUGCAUUCCCAAGCAUUAUGAAGAAGAUCUAGAAAGAGUCUUCAUUCCUCAUGGACUUAUCCUGGACAGGACAGAACGUUUGGCAAGAGAUAUCAUGCAAGAUAUGGGAAGUCAUCACAUUGUUGCACUCUGUGUCCUUAAAGGAGGCUAUAAAUUCUUUGCUGAUUUGCUAGACCAUAUAAAAGUACUAAAUCAAAAUGGUGAUAAAUCUGUGCCUAUUACUGUGGAUUUUGUUAGAAUAAAAGGCUACUGUAGUGAUUCACCUACAGAAGAAAUCAGUAUCAUUGGAGAAGAACUGUCUACAUUAAAUGGGAAGAAUGUGUUAGUAGUAGAGGACAUUAUUGAGACUGGCAGAACAAUGAAGGCGCUACUUUCAAAACUAAAAGACUACAAACCAAAGAUGGUAAAGGUAGUAAGCUUGCUCAUUAAAAGGACACAUCAAAGCUCAGGCUACAGACCAGACUAUACAGGUUUUGAAAUUCCAGAUAAAUUUGUGGUUGGAUAUGCUCUUGACUAUAAUGAAUACUUCAGAGAUCUAAAUCACAUCUGCAUUCUGAAAGAGAAAGCCAAAGAGAGAUAUAAAAUCUGAUCACAUCUGAUCACACCACAUCUGGAGUAUCAGCCCACUGUCAUGUACAGCUGUGUGGAUGAAUGAUGAGAAGUAAUUUCCUACUAAUCAUAUUCAUUUCACUGCAGAACUGCAACAUUCUUUUAAAGACAGUUCUUUGUAUAUUUUUUCCUAUAACGAUGAAAAUAAUGUUUUGUAAAACAGUAUAACAAGAGUAUAACUUCUCUUCAAGUUUUACUGAAACCGGAACAGACCACUGGCUAUAAAAUGUGUAUUAUAUUGUAUAUUAUAUCCCACUGGAAUCGCAGGGGACAGAGCCAGAACACAUAUAUGUGUAUACAGUUAUGUUUGGGUUUUAGUUACUGUAUAUAGUAACACACCAUGUGUAUUGUAUAUAAACUGCAGUUAUUUCUAUAUGUGUGCAUGUAUAUGUAAAUAUAUAGAUAGGUAAAUAUGUACUUUAUAUGAUAGAUAGGCUGCACAAGUAUUUUAAGGGCUCAAGGUUGAGUCUACCCUACAGCCUGCUUACCAUAUGCAGAACAGAUCCUGAUAUUCUAGUUUACUUAACACAGUGAAAAAAGUAAACUUGAAGGUAAUUAAAACUAGAUUAGUGCUUCUA
Molecule: messenger RNA, 1243 nt
Organism: Dromaius novaehollandiae (emu)
Lineage: Eukaryota; Metazoa; Chordata; Aves; Casuariiformes; Dromaiidae
Product: hypoxanthine-guanine phosphoribosyltransferase-like
Exons: 9
Coding region: 1-645 (214 amino acids)
Biological process (GO): hypoxanthine metabolic process; IMP salvage; purine ribonucleoside salvage
Cellular component (GO): cytosol
Molecular function (GO): hypoxanthine phosphoribosyltransferase activity; magnesium ion binding
Source: RefSeq, a predicted model, not a curated record